Molecule: messenger RNA, 2285 nt
Organism: Gambusia affinis (western mosquitofish)
Lineage: Eukaryota; Metazoa; Chordata; Actinopteri; Cyprinodontiformes; Poeciliidae
Gene: vstm2lb
Product: V-set and transmembrane domain containing 2 like
Exons: 4
Coding region: 230-859 (209 amino acids)
Source: RefSeq, a predicted model, not a curated record
UCUGAGAUACAUCCGCUUAAUUGAGUCGAGCCGCAGCACUCCUUUCUCCUUCCGCCUGUCUGUCCGCAGCAUCUCCUCCCGCUCAGGCAGGAGCGACAGCCCCGUGUUUUCCUCCAGGUCCAGCUGUGUGUGUAUGAGAGUGAGUGUCAGCGGGGAGAUCAGCUGCCUAUCCAUGCUCUCUUCCUAAUGUCACAGUUUAACUCAGCUGCUUGAAACACCGGCUGCGGCUAUGGGAGCCUUUGGACUGAUCGUGAGGAUUUUACAGUACGCGGGACUUUACGUUCAACUUAACGCGGGUCUGCGUGACGGAUAUGUGAAGGUGGACAAUCGCAUCUCUGGAAAUGCUCUGUUUACGGAGUUUCCCCAUGACGUUACGACACAGAUCGGUGAAGACGUGGAGAUGGCUUGCUCCUUCCAUGGGGCAGGCUCUCCCUCUUUCUCCCUGGAGAUCCAGUGGUGGUACAUCAGGAACCACAAAGGCUCACAAGGGUUGGCCUCACAAAUCUCUAACACAGUUGGGACCCUCGAGGAAAUGCCAAAAGAUGCCACCAAAAUUAGUGUGGUAAAAGUGGCCGGCAGCAACAUCUCCCACAAACUCCGUCUCUCCGGUGUGAAACCAGCAGACGAGGGCACCUAUGAGUGCCACGUCAUCGACCACAGCGGCCCGGUGGAGCAGCGCUACCGUGUCCAGGCCUACCUCCGAGUGGAGCCAGACAGGCUUCAGGAGUCUGAUGAUGCUCAGCUUCAGGAACUCGAACACUCCUCAAGGGGGAGUCGCUUGCAGCAGAACAGCGACCGGGAACUGAGGAAGAGAUCAGUUCACGCUAUUCCUGACUGCAGGGGGCGCUGUGUCCUUUAGAGUGGGAAUUGUUUGUUUGCAUGUUCAUGGGUUUCCUCUGUUAAAACCACCAGUGUGUAUUGGUUACCACACUAGUGGCUCUUUAUUUCUUGAAGGAUAUCCUGCGCUUAAUGAUUUGACUCUUUGCUUUAUCUUAUUGCUUGGAAGCCAGUGUUGUUGGAUGUUAUUUAAAGGGUUUUGCGUACCAGUACAUUUUUUUUGUUCUUAUUGUUCUUUCUUUAUUUCUACGUGCUUUUUGCUUUAAAAUUAUGUGAACAGCAACUGCAAGAAAUUAAUAAAGUGAAUUUUUUUCUGUUAUUUUAUGAUAAAAGAAAAAACAGCAAUGCAGAAAUUAUUAAUGCAGUUGCAGGAAAUGGAUCUGGAACCAGACAUUACAAACCUUCUAUAGAAAGACACAUAACCACUUAAUACAGAGAGUCGGACGUUAAAUCAGUCUAAAUUUUUCUGGUUUUAGGUCAUUUUAUUUGCUAAGUGCUAGAAAAGGAGCAAGAGGAUACUUCACAAAUUCUUUUCAAAGUGUUUUUCCCCUUUCGAACUAUGUGACUUUAGUGUAAAGUUAUUAGGUUAUGUAAUCACCAGAUUUGAUUUCUCACAAUUAUUCUAGUUGAUUUCUUUUCAUUUUAUUUUGUGGUGUCAUUUUAAAACCCCUCAACUGUCAUGAUGCUUGUGUUGUCAUGGAUACUGACUCACAUGUAAGCAUUUUGAGAGUGCCUCAAAACUUCCAUUUUUCGAUAAUCAGAAGUUUGCCAAAAGCUGCGAUAUGAUCACCUGGGUUGAUUGUUUGGUGAAUUUAGUGUAUGUAAAUUUCUUACAAUAGAGAAGAUUAAAAAAUGUCUCGUUGUUCUCACAUUUAGCAAACAGGAAUAGGUUUUGUAGUCCUAACUGACUAAACUAUGUAGUCUGAUUUAAUAUCAGUGAAAGAAAAUGGUUGUGCCUUUUUAUAUAGUGGAUGUAGAUGCCUGAUUCAAAUGAUUAUUUUUGGGUUUUUACCUUUGCUUAAGUUGUCUUUGACUGACACACAGCAGUAUUAUCAGUGUUAUUGUAAAAAUGCUUUAUAAAAAAAAGUAUAUUUAUUUUGUUCGUCUGGACACUAAGAAUGAGUGGCAGUCAAUUUAGAGUAUAUCGUUUGACUUUAAACCAGCUAUAUGUCCUCUAAUCACAUUGGGUUUUAAAAUCUGUUUUUCCGUAUCAAGCUGACCAUAAGCACUUUACUGUUAGUAAUCUUAUAGCUGCCAUUAUUCACAGUAUCAAUUUGUGUCUCCACUUUAACAGAGCAUGUAAUUUUGUGCUCCACUUGAAUUGUGUUAUUUGUGCUGCUGUCAUGUUUUUCUGUAAAUACAUAAUUCAAAUGUUGUUUUCUCUUCUUGUUUGGUGAUCUUGCUUGGUUCCUGAUUAGUUAAACGAUAAAUAAGAAAUUACAGGCCUG